GUUAACAAUGUUGAAUAAGAAAAGCCAGUACGGUGUUCCAAACCGUUGACUGAACAGCGCUGCUUUAAGCACAACACCGGUUGCUAUUGGAUACGGCGUAAAGUAUUUUACUUAGCUUUGGGAACUGUAUUUUGCUUCUCGAUUACCGAACAACCUUUUGGUCUUUCGUUCGCCCUUCAAUUUUAUGUUCAGCGAAAGGUGCAUUUUAUUGACAUUCUUAUUCUGCAGUCUAUUAUUCAAUCGAAAUGGAUAUAAAGUUUUAUUAUUGUGGACAAAUCGAAUUUUGUUAAGUAGUCUGCGUGAAACUAUUUUUAAAAAGCAUGCAUGCUAAAAUAUAAAUGAUGUGAAAUCGUAAAGCAUUUGAGAAUAUAAAAAUAGUAUGACAAUGAAGACAUUCAAAAGUACAGAUACUACUCGAGAGCAUGGAAGAAAUGAUUUAAUCAAAAGUAUUCCAGUAACAAUGAAAUUAAUAAACUGUUUUCCCCCUUGCUUAACAUAAAAGACUGUGCAAUGGCUGAAAAUCGUAUGGAAUUAUUCAUUGAAACUCUAACUGGGACUGCAUUUGAACUCAGUUGUUCUCCACUAGAAACAAUUGUAUCAAUUAAAGCUAAAAUUCAGUAUUCAGAAGGUAUUCCUGUUUCUCAGCAGCAUUUAAUAUGGAAAUCGCAAGAACUUAAUGAUGAUCUUUGCUUACAAGACUAUCGCAUUACUGAUGGUGCUACCCUGAAACUUGUUCUAGGUAUGAGAGGUGGGCCGAUAAAUACCAGGCAAGUUUCAGAUACUAAAAAAUUGAAAGAUCUGGCAGAUUAUGUUGAAAGGCGAAGUGAAACAAGUGGAUCUAAUGGAAGACCUUUUACUGUGUUGGUAUUUCAUGAUGGUGAUAAAGUUCAUAUGUAUACCUUAGUUGAACAAGGUGAAUGUUCUGUUUCACCUCUUUCUGGAACAAUCAGUGAAACGUCUUCGGUAGCAUCCAUAAAACAGGUAGAAGAACUUGAUGAAGAAAUAAUUAGAGAAAAUGAAAUUACCAAGGAAAAAAUUGCUCUACUUCAGGAACAGAUAAAAGCUCUGAAUAUAAAUAGAUCGAGAAAAGUUUUGUCCACCUCUCAUGUAGAAGAACAGUCUUUGCAAAUAAAACAAUUAAAUAAAGAUGUAGAUAAAGAAUUUCAUCUGCCUCCAUUACAACAAAUUGAUUCAUAUGGUCCUCAGGGGAACUAUUCAUCAAGCUAUGCUCAAAAUAAAGCCAAAACAGCUGAAAAGCCAUAUCUAUCAUGCCUUACAUCUGAUGUAAGGCAGUCAAUCCUUGCAGGCAAUAACCCCUGAUAAUGCAGAAGAUAUAAACUUUACGUAUGAGAAAAACAAAAAUAAACUUGAAAAAGAUUUCAUUGUGAAAAGUAAAAAUUCAAGACCAUCAUCACCCCUUGAUUGUGUGUUAAAUAGUGUUUCGGCACAUAUGCUGACAUUGCCUCAG
Stegodyphus dumicola is the source of this 1468-nucleotide messenger RNA. RefSeq names its product AN1-type zinc finger protein 4-like. The record is from RefSeq and is a predicted model, not a curated record. Gene Ontology annotation, molecular function: zinc ion binding; protein binding. NCBI's taxonomy places the organism in Eukaryota, Metazoa, Arthropoda, Arachnida, Araneae, Eresidae.